AUGAUUAAGCAUUUCUUCCAAGCUCCAAACCGACACACGCCAGACUCGGACGACGCAUUCCCGUACAUAGCAUUCGAUUCCGUGCCGGUUACUAUCCGAGAUAACUUCGAUGAACUGCAGGUACCACUGGACCACGUGAGCCGUGAGCCUUCUGAGAACUUUUAUACCUCAAAGGAAUAUGUGCAGGGAUACGCCCGUCAACGGGCCGAACUGCACCCGCGUAUACUAUCGCAAUCAAGAAAUGCGGGCUAUGAUAGAGGCAUGAUCAAUCGUAUGGCGGAUGAGCUGGGACACUCGGUCCACACAGUCCUGCCGACUCAUGCAACAUCGCACUUGCCUGACCUUCUACGCAGGGGACUCACACGCGCGAUUUACUCCGGCCAGGUGUUCAGGAGGGACUCGAUAGACGCUAAGCACUAUCCCGUGUUUCACCAGCUUGACGGCUUCAGGCUUUUCAGUCGGAAGGACUUGGAAAAGUUGAGGCGCAAUGCAGGCAUCGAAGGGGCCAGUUUGAGUGAUGAGCAGCUCAUAAUGUACGACUUAAAGUGCACCCUCGAAUCCCUGGUGAAGCAUAUGCUUCGUCGUGUGGUGAGCGCCGACAUGCGUCCCAUGGCAUCCGAAGCUAGGGCAAAUAGCACCGGGAAAACGGAUGCUCAUGAUGCGUCACCUUUGCAGAGUACGGAUUUUGAUAACCAAGUAGAAGCGAACAAAGCAAAUGUAGCUGUUGACACGAAACACGCGGACGAAUAUGACUUGUUGAGGUGGGAUAGCGACACCUCCUUUCCCUUCACUGAUCCAUCACUGGAACUCUACGUGAAGUUGGAAAACGAUUAUGUUGAGAUUCUAGGAUGUGGCAAACUAAAAAAUGUCAUCAUUAGAAACAUUUUGGGGAGCGACCGUAUAGCUGAAGACGUGGGACGAUCUGGUUGCGGAAGCACCGAUACCUCAGAAAUAGUCGGAGGCUGGGCCUUCGGCAUAGGCCUUGAGCGUCUAGUAAUGGCGCUAUCCCGCAUCACAGACAUACGCCAGUUCUGGGAAGAGGACGAUCGAUUUUUGCGACAGUACCGCGAUUUUCACAAGCACGGAACGAUGCCUGUGUUCAAACCCUACAGCCGCAACCCGGCCGUUAUCCGCGACAUUUCGUUUUACGUUGACGGAGGUGAUGAAAUUAAGAAGGCAUUUGAUGAGUGUGAAUUCCGCGGGAUCCUGGAGGAGCUGAGCAGGGAUUAUGUCGAGGAUGUCACACAACUAUCAGAGUACGUGCACCCCCAAACGGGGCGCAAAAGUCUAUGCUACCGCGUCACAUACCGCGCUAUGGGCGAGAACCUCACCAACGCAUUUGUGAACGAGAUCCACCAACGAGCGCUCAAUCGCAUUGUGGACGCCUUCAACAUAGAGCUUCGGUAA
This is a messenger RNA of Babesia bigemina, 1407 nucleotides long. RefSeq names its product phenylalanine-tRNA ligase, putative. The record is from RefSeq and is a predicted model, not a curated record. Gene Ontology annotation, biological process: phenylalanyl-tRNA aminoacylation. NCBI's taxonomy places the organism in Eukaryota, Apicomplexa, Aconoidasida, Piroplasmida, Babesiidae. Gene Ontology annotation, molecular function: tRNA binding; ATP binding; phenylalanine-tRNA ligase activity. The coding region runs from base 1 to 1407 and encodes 468 amino acids. Gene Ontology annotation, cellular component: cytoplasm; mitochondrion. The transcript is spliced from 2 exons.